AUGUCGUUCAUUAAUACCUUGAGUACUACGCUGGCCAAGAUUCUGCCUGAUACCACUUUUGAAGCCAUCGCGUGGGUUACUAUUGCGCUCUGUGCAUAUACCAUUGGCCUUGGCAUCUACCGGCUCUACCUGUGCCCUCAUGCUCGCUUCCCUGGCCCAAGCCUCGCGGCUCUCACUUAUUGGUACGAGUACUACUACGAUGUGACACUGGGAGGCAAGUAUAUCUUCCGCAUCGAAGAGCUGCACAAACAGUACGGUCCCGUGGUCCGCAUCAAUCCAUACGAGCUCCACAUCAACGAUCCAGACUUCUUCAGCGAGAUCUACCAUAACAACAAGUGGAUCACGCACCGAGACAGGUGGUACAACCUAGAUCACCUGGGCGAUGGCCUCGCGUUCACUAUGCACCAUGACCUUCACCGAGAAAGAAGAGAGCCUCUGGCACCUUAUUUCUCCAUGCAGAGCAUCCGUGCGCUAGAGCCUCGCAUCACGGGCGUGGUCACCAACAUGGUCACACGCAUGCAGAGAGCGCUGCAAGAUGAUGAAGUGCUCGUCAUGUAUAGGCUCGGGACCGCGUUUGCAAUGGACGUCAUCACUGAAUACGCCUUCGGCAAGGAAGGAGCCACAAACAUGAUGCUGAAACCCGAAAUGGGGGCAGAAUGGAGCGACAUGACCAAGGAGACAAUUCAGGUAAAUCCAUUCGCGCGGCAGUUCAAGUGGCUCACCGCAACCCUUGCGACUCUUCCUUCAGCAUGGGUGCUGCGGCUGAAUCCCAAACUUGCAGGUUAUGUCCACUGGAAAGAGAAACUGCUCGAGCAAGUUCGGAGGAUCGUGGCCGAGCACUCAGAAGCGAACGAUGACUCCAAGGGCUCCGGAUACGAGGACAACAUCUUCCACCAUCUCCUGGACAGCGAUCUGUCUACGGCUGACAAGGGCGAGAUGAGGCUAACGGACGAAGCCAGUAUGAUCGUCGGUGCCGGAGGCGAAACAACAGCCCAAGUUAUCGGACGGGCCUUCUACCACAUCCUUGACAAUCCAGAGGUAUUGGUAAAGCUCAGAGCGGAGUUGAUAGGGGCCAUACCUGACGCGAAGGUGAUGCCAUCACUGCGAACGCUGCAGAACCUUCCUUACCUGUCGGCGGUUGUAGAGGAGGCAGUCAGGAUCGCUCUGCCGUUACUGGCCCGGUCUCCCAGGAUGUUUGAAGACCAUGCACUCCAGUUCGAUGGAUGGAGGAUCGAGCCCGGCAUCGCCGUCUCCACUUCACCGUACGUGGUCAGCACGAAUGAAAGAGUCUUCCCCGAACCGUUCAAGUUUAGGCCUGAACGAUGGCUCGGAGACGCCGGUAAAGAAUUACAAAAGUACGCAGUGACAUUUGGCAAAGGACGAAGAGGCUGUCUGGGCAAAAACUUGGGAUAUGUUGAGCUCUGGUUCGCUCUCGGCGUUGCCUUCCGCAGAUUCGAGCUUGAGUUGUACGAAACGACGAUCGAGGAUGUCACGGUCGUCCAUGAUUUCUUCAUUGGCGUGACUGAGUUGUCAUCGAAGGGAGUCAGAGCUAAGGUCGUUCGAGAGUUAUCGUAA
Messenger RNA from Cyphellophora europaea CBS 101466, 1575 nucleotides. RefSeq lists its product as uncharacterized. The coding region runs from base 1 to 1575 and encodes 524 amino acids. NCBI's taxonomy places the organism in Eukaryota, Fungi, Ascomycota, Eurotiomycetes, Chaetothyriales, Cyphellophoraceae. The record is from RefSeq and is a predicted model, not a curated record. The transcript has 2 exons. Gene Ontology annotation, molecular function: oxidoreductase activity, acting on paired donors, with incorporation or reduction of molecular oxygen; monooxygenase activity; iron ion binding.